This is a messenger RNA of Astrephomene gubernaculifera, 1899 nucleotides long. The record is from the annotation of a GenBank genome assembly. Lineage: Eukaryota; Viridiplantae; Chlorophyta; Chlorophyceae; Chlamydomonadales; Astrephomenaceae.
CCAUCAUUUGCUUCAGUUUUAUUACUGUAACAAUACUUUAACAGUUGCCUAGGCUUACCAGGUCCAUAGAAGAAGCUGUCCGCGUCUUUCUGCCCAAGCCGACAGCUUAAAACUAACAGCACUCGCCAUGUUGAGCGUUCCACCGAUACGGACUAGACACGAACAUGCAGAAAAGGCGCAAGUCAGCUACAAUUCUCCAAUGGCGGAGGAACUAGAUGCUUGGCAUCGAACCAAGGCGCUCCUAGACAGCACCUCCAGGCAACAGCAGCAAAUACUUGGAUACAAACAUCUUCCCGCGGAUAUGCUAAAGGACGAAUUAGCCGCCCUUUCGCUGCUGAGGUCGCUUCUGACGGAGCUCGAGGGCUGCAUCGUGGAGCACGACCAUCCUCCACCGUCCGUGAGCAAGCGAACGGCUCUUAUUAAAGUUGAAAAGGCUCGUCGGAAGGUGCUGAGUGCCGUCCGUGAGUGCGCCAGCCAUGUGACAGAAAGUCAGGGCUUGUUCGAGGAGGUCGCGCGCUUCAUUGAAUUACGCCCGGAUGAGGCGGUCUCGCCAAAGCAGUUGGGCAUCAAAUGGCAGCGGCAGGCAGCACCGAAGGAGGCCCUUACACGCAGGGACCAGGCGCCCGUUCGCACUCUGCGACCGACCGAUUCCCUGGCCGCCUCCAUCAUUGGCCUCAGCGCGAUCGCUGAGGGCCGAAUCGGCGACCGAGGCACGCCCACCUCGGACGCCGCCGGCCCCUUUGUCACCCUCGGUCCACGAACCCUGGUCCCCUCCGGGCAGCCUCGAUACCUCGAGCAGCAGCGCAGCAAGGUGCACAGCGGAACCGGCGCAGGAAAGCACCGACACAACAGCUUGACUGCGGCUGCGGGUGCUGCUGGAGGCGCUGAGGGCUCCGCAGCGGCGGCGGCGGUUCAGGGCAGCGGCGGCGCUGCGUCGGCACUGCAGCAGCUGCGGCUGCAGGGUGGGACGGAGCAGCGCAACCCUGGUGCUGGCGAGGGAGUGGAGGAUGACCUGAGUCCCGGGCUGUACCUGGACGUGGCCCAAUCCUCCGCCACCAGCACCAGCCUCUGCAACAUGGACUCGUGCGCAGCGCCGGGGGCCAGCGGGGCGGCAACGGCAGGUGCAUUCCAGGAGGACGAGGUAGAGGAGGGCGAUGAGGACGAAGACGAGGUUAACAGCGCCGAGGCCCGUUGCGGCGGCUACGAAGCCGGCAGCCCGAACCACCGAGUCAUGCUGCUCGGGGGGAGCUCCGCAGCACUACGAGGCUGCGGCGGCGCCUCAGCCUCCUCCGUCGCCAGCACCGCCGCCGCUGCUGCUGCGGCUGCGGCCGCUGCUGCUGCUCGCAACAGCGGUAACAGCAAUGGUAACCCCAUCAACACGGCGGCGGCGGCAACUGGGGUUGCUGCAAGGGGAAGCAGCGCUGACCUGGGUCAACAACAGCCUGGAUCAGCAGCCGGGGCCUUUGCAAGCUGCAACCAGGCGGAGCUGGACCCCAACGGACAACUAACUGCUCCGCACGCCCCGCAGCAACCUGGCUCUGCCUCUCGCUACGUUCCAACCUCAACUGCCGCUGCCAACGCCAUCACAAGGCCCCCUCCAGCCCAUUACCAGCUCCCCGAGCCGCCCACUACCAGUGGUGCCUCCGCGGCGCACCCAACACCCCAAUCUCACCACCACCACAACCAGCAACAGCAGCACUCCUAUUCUCCUCACCCUACCUCCGCCCAUGCCUCCGCUGCCUCGGCCCACGCCUACCUCUCCCACAGCGGCGGCGGAAGCCUGGGCUACCCGCAACCCGCAUCCGGCCCCAGCAGCCUCCGGGACUUCCCCACGGGCGGUUACGGAGCCGGCCCCUCCAGCUCCUCCCGCGGGGGCGCUGCAGGCGCCGAGACGGGCGG